AUGUCGUCUGUUGAUACUGUUAAUAUUCCCCGCCUUUAUUUUGAUCUAGUGGAGAGUGAUCGUUACAGGGACUAUCCUUGGGGACUUCUUGUAUAUGAAGAAUUAGCUAAGAGUUUGAAUAAAAAGUUGAAACCCAAAGGGAAGUUUUACAUGCUUCAUGGAAUGCCACUUGCCAUCCAGAUUUGGCUGUAUGAGUGUUGCUCUGUUGUCCCUCGUACUAUCGCUUCCAAGGUGGAUUCUCAAAUUCCACAUCUUUUAAAUUGGAAGACAAAUGCUAUUCGCCCACGAUAUGAAUCAUUGAUGGAAAGUUUGUUUAAUGAUGCAAAUGAUAAGGUUGUUUUUGAGAACAUUAAGCCAACACGAAAGGAGAUUUCAACCUUUCAGAUACUAAAGGUUUUCCAUAGAGGUGGAAGUCAUAAAGAAGAUUAUGUUGAUUCUGAUGAUGAUUUUCAUAAUCCACCACUUCAACGGAAGCUUUCAAUCAGCAAAAAAAAACAUCAGGGCGAUUCGUCGUAUUCAUCUGCCAAGAAAAAGUUGAAGAAUCAAUCAAAAGGUGCAGAUCAGCAUACACCAAAAAGGAAUACUCCAAGUCGUGCUGUGAAUAUGUCUUCUGUGAAGACACUAACUUUCAAGUUGGUUCAAUCAGAAGAAACAGUACCUUCAAACAGGAAAGACAUUCCGAUUCAGUCGCCUGAUAUGUCUUUUUUCAAACGUUCAGACGAAGAUGAUCUUGUUUCUAAGAAAGUGUUUGAAAAGUUUCGUGAUGAGGUUCGAAAGGAGUUUAAUGACAUUCGAAAUUUAGUAUCAACAAGGUGUGAUCAAAUAAUGAAUUCAAUAAAUGAGUUUAAGGUUAAAGAUUAUGAAUUUGUCAAGCCACAAUUUGAUGAAUCUGAUAGCGAUUCUUCACGUCAUGAAUCCACACCAAUUUUACAUCAUGAUUUUGAAAUGAAUCCUGAAGUCACGUUGGACAAAAUUGAUAGUUCUGUGCAUGAAGCAAGAGAUGUCUGUGAUUCAAUGAACAAAAAAAAUGUUGAUGAAAGUGUUGGUGAAGCACAAUUUUCAGAUUCACAAUUCACAUUUUCAGAUGAGAACACAGAAACAGCUGUACGAAUAAUUGAAAAUACAUUAACAGCUGAUGUUGAGCAAUCAAAAUUGGAUGAAAAAGUUAAUUCAGAAGUACACAUUCAUGAAGCAGCAUCUGGAGAAGGGAAGGGUGAACUAAAUUUACGUGAUUCCCAAGUAACACUUCCUAGUGAGUUGCUAUCCAGCCUUAACGCCUAUGUUAAUCUGGAAAGAAGCAUAAUUGUACAUCCAUCUACAAAUAAAGAACAAACGCCUAUGAAUGUUUCAAGAGUCAGGAGACCAUCUAAAUUCAAGGAGUCACCAUUCCCUAUAAAAUUUGGCUCAGUAGAAGGGAGCACAGAAGUGCAGACCAAAAAAUUCAACUUGAAGCAUCCAUUUGCAUCUCAUCCAAUCUAUGAUAUUGAAGACACUAAGGUCACCACUAAGUUUUUGGCGUGGCUUUCAGUGGACCUUCUCAAAUAUCAUCCGAAGAAGAGCAACAGAGAGGAACAUUAUAAGGAAAACAAGUCGAGGAUGUCAGUUAUGAAUUUUGGCAUUCUAUCAGUUGAUGACAAGAAUUGGUUCUACAUUAUGGGUAUUCAUGGACAGUCAUGGUCAGAUGAGCAAAUUGAUGUUUGCCUUUACUAG
Molecule: messenger RNA, 1710 nt
Organism: Capsicum annuum
Lineage: Eukaryota; Viridiplantae; Streptophyta; Magnoliopsida; Solanales; Solanaceae
Exons: 10
Coding region: 1-1710 (569 amino acids)
Source: RefSeq, a predicted model, not a curated record